AGGGUAAAUUCAAGGUUUAAAUGAGUUAAGAGCUUAUUAACAGUGAAAUUAGGCCCCUCCCCCUUAACUUCUGCUUUGACUCAACAUUUGUGGUCUAACGGACGGAAAGUGGAAAACGUUUCAGAGAGAUCGACGGAGGAAACUAAGACACAUCCCGCUGAAUGACCUCAUCACCAUAGACAAAGACCCUGACCACAUGACGUCCAUGGAUGACAUCAUGAUCACAGAGGUCACGGCCAACUUCAAUCUGUCAUCGACACCUGACGCCGACUACGACUACGGCGACGGCUUAUUCUGCGACCGCUCGUCCGUCCGCGACUUCCGGAGCCGCUUCGAGCCGCCGUUCUUCUGGGUCAUCGCCGUGGUGGGCGGCGCCGGGAACUUGGCCGUGGUGUGGAUCUACCUGAACCUGCGGCGGCGGCUGAAGACCAUGACCGACGUGUACCUGCUGAACCUGGCGGUGGCCGACCUGCUGUUCCUCGUCACCCUGCCGCUGUGGGCGGCCGAGGCGUCGCACGGCAGCUGGAGCUUUGGCUCCGCCCUCUGCAAGUUAAACUCCGCCCUCUACAAGGUGAAUCUGUUCAGUGGCAUGCUGCUGCUCACCUGCAUCAGCGUCGACCGCUACGUGGUCAUCGUUCAGAGCGUCAGGGCGCAGAACUCGCAGGCGGAGCGCCGCCGCUUCAGCCGCCUGGUGUGCUCGGGGGUGUGGCUGCUCGCGCUGCUGCUCGCCACGCCCGAACUCGUGUUCGCCGCCGCCUCGGAGCCGGCCCGCCAGGGGUACUGUCGGAUGGUGUUCCCGUCCCACCUGGGCAACCGCACCAAGAUCCUGGUGCUGUCGCUGCAGGUGAGCAUGGGCUUCUGCCUGCCCUUCGUCGUCAUGGCCUUCUGCUACGGCGUCAUCGUCGCCAAGCUGCUCAAGACCCGCAACUUCCAGAAGCACAAGGCCAUGCGCGUCAUCCUGGCCGUGGCUGCGGCGUUCGCCGGCACCCAGCUGCCCUACGCCGGCGUGCUGGUGACGGAGGCGGCGGAGGCCACCACCCUGACCCUGACGGAGUGCGAGGACCUGAAGCGCUUUGACCUGGCUGGGCAGGUGCUGAAGAGCCUGGCCUACCUGCACGCCUGCCUCAACCCGUUUCUCUACGCCUUCGUGGGCGUGCGCUUCCGCCGCGACCUGCUGAAGCUGCUUCAGGCGUGCCGCCGCAGGCCCGCCUAUCAGGGUCCAGCCAGCAAGUCCUGCCGGAGCCCGCCGGGCUCCACCAGGGCCUCCGUGAUGUCGGACAGCGACACCUCACACGCGCUCUCGCUGUAGAGGCCCCUGCAACUUCCUGUUUUGUGCUGCAGCAGCUACUCGUUGACUGUAACAAACCCCCUCAAAGGAUCAGCGUGUCGCAUCCGGAAAUGUAAUGAAACAUCAGAUGUAUCAGAUAAUAUAUGAAUUUUUCCUUCAGAACAUUAUCACCUGUUUAUCUCCUCAUGACAAACUGAGCCUGUCUCCAGCCUUCGAUCAGCAGACCUCCCACAACCACUGGGAGCUCCAUUAAAUCCACAAUCAGCUGUUUUUAGCCUGAAUCACAACGUAAUCCCGAGAUCAAUACAUUUACAAAAAGGUUCAUUUCAGGGGACUGUCAGCUGAUCUGUUUCCACUCGCCUCCAUCGUGACUGUGAAUGUAAUUCUGUUGCCGUCAUGUGACCUGAAUGCUGCAUCAUGCCGUUUCAGCAGGAACCGUGUUGCAUCUGUUGUUUGACAGGAAUGUAUCUGCUGCUGCUAUCACAUGUUUGUGUACAUGAGGUUAGGAACAUUAAAGCCUGUCCGAAGC
Molecule: messenger RNA, 1817 nt
Organism: Pungitius pungitius (ninespine stickleback)
Lineage: Eukaryota; Metazoa; Chordata; Actinopteri; Perciformes; Gasterosteidae
Gene: ccr9a
Product: chemokine (C-C motif) receptor 9a
Exons: 3
Coding region: 197-1309 (370 amino acids)
Biological process (GO): G protein-coupled receptor signaling pathway; cell chemotaxis; calcium-mediated signaling
Cellular component (GO): external side of plasma membrane; membrane
Molecular function (GO): scavenger receptor activity; C-C chemokine receptor activity; C-C chemokine binding
Source: RefSeq, a predicted model, not a curated record